CAGGCGGAGCCGGGAUCCUCCGGGAUCCUCCGGGGCUCGGUCCGUCCGCCCGCCGCCCACAGUCGUCUCGGCCCCUUGCCCAGGAGAAUGGCGGGAAAAGUCAAAUGGGUAACGGAUAUCGAGAAGUCCGUGCUGAUCAAUAACUUUGAGAAGAGGGGGUGGAUUCAAGUGGCUGAAAAUGAAGAUUGGAAUUUUUACUGGAUGAGUGUCCAAACGAUCCGGAACGUUUUCAGCGUGGAAGCUGGCUACCGCCUCUCGGACGAUCAGAUCGUCAACCACUUCCCGAACCACUAUGAGCUGACCAGGAAGGACCUGAUGGUGAAGAAUAUUAAGCGGUACAGGAAAGAACUCGAGAAAGAAGGGAGCCCCUUAGCCGAGAAGGAUGAGAAUGGCAAGCACCUUUACUUGGAUUUUGUGCCGGUCACUUUCAUGCUUCCUGCCGAUUACAACCUGUUUGUUGAAGAAUUCAGAAAAAACCCUUCCAGCACGUGGAUUAUGAAACCUUGUGGAAAAGCGCAGGGAAAGGGGAUAUUCCUCAUCAACAAACUGUCCCAGAUUAAGAAGUGGUCGCGGGACAGCAAGACGUCCUCGUUCGUGGCCCAGCCUUCUAAAGAAGCCUACGUGAUCUCACUGUACAUUAACAACCCAUUAUUGAUUGGCGGGAGGAAGUUCGAUCUGCGCCUGUACGUGCUGGUAUCCACGUACCGCCCCCUGCGCUGCUACAUGUACAAACUGGGUUUUUGUCGGUUUUGCACAGUGAAGUACACGCCCAGUACCAGUGAGUUGGACAACAUGUUUGUUCAUCUCACCAAUGUGGCCAUCCAGAAACAUGGGGACGACUACAAUCACAUCCACGGGGGCAAGUGGACAGUGAAUAACUUGAGGUUGUACCUGGAGAGCACGCGUGGAAAGGAGGUCACGAGCAAACUGUUUGAUGACAUCCACUGGAUCAUCGUGCAGUCGCUCAAGGCCGUAGCACCCGUCAUGAACAAUGACAAGCACUGCUUCGAGUGCUACGGCUACGACAUCAUAAUCGACGACAAACUCAAGCCGUGGCUGAUUGAGGUCAAUGCCUCACCGUCCCUCACAUCCAGCACAGCCAAUGACCGCAUCCUCAAAUACAACCUCAUCAACGACACCCUGAACAUCGCCGUGCCCAACGGUGAGAUUCCAGACUGCCGGUGGAACAAAUCGCCCCCCAAGGAAGCGCUGGGGAACUACGAGAUUCUGUACGACGAAGAGUUGGCCCAGAGUGAGGGAGCGGAUCGGGAUUUGAGAAAUCGGCCCGGACAGUCCAUCGGGUCCAAGGGCGGCAGAGUGAGAGACGCAGGAAAGCCCAUGCUCACGACAUGGAAAUAGCGGCACCAGCGACAAGCUGGCUGCCAGGCCUGGACUCUCUGGGGACUCAGACAGGCCUGGCCUUGAUCCGGGGGCUUCUGACAAACUCCCCAUUCUGACUGCUCCCUCCCCCACCGACAUGAUACUGGGAAGCAGAGCCUCGACCCGGCCAGGAGGCCCAGUGGUCCACUUGCACUCUCCUGCCCGAGCGAUGGCUGUUCACCGUUGCCUGCUGCCCGCUGUCCCCAUGGUCCUGCUGGUCCUCGUGGUAGGAGCCUGCCUCCCUGUUGCGCGAGGUCUUGCCUGUCCCAGAAAGUGGCUCCCAGCUGUGUUUUGCCCAAAGGAUUCAUCCUCAGGUGGCUCCCAGCCCUGGGGCCAGGCACAGGCACGUUUGGUUUUGGGGUUGCUUUGGCUUUCAGUCUCCUCCGGCUUGUCUUGACCACAUCUUUGGGCAAUCCAGUGACAGUAGUGGGUACCACCAUAUAAUCCCAUGUGUCCGGCGCAGUUGGUGCAGACCCGUCCUUGCCUGGCACGGAGUGAAUUUCCAAGCGAUGAGGGAGGAGGUGGUCAGCUCAGUGCCCGCCCUGUCAGUGUGAACAGUUCUUGGCUUUUUCCUCCUCAUGCGCCAGCACCAGGUCAGGAGGAGGGUUUCAUUGGUGGGAGUCGGUGGUCAGCCCCAGCCACACAGCCCUCUCUCGGGUGGGACGUCACCGCACUGGUCUUCUGCGACCGACUUGGGGAAAAUAAAGCGAAGGCCAGGGGAGCGCUGAGGCCAACACACCAGUGAUCAAUCGAUCGUUUGGGUUAAUGGAUACACCAGGGGAACUCCAGAGGCCAUGGGGCACUUCAACUUGAGGGCUUCUACAGGGCUUUCUCCUUAAAUCAAUCAGUGGAAUUUUCUGAGCACCUUCGGGUACAGAGCAUUGUGCUAAUCAGUCCAACAAUGGUAUUC
Messenger RNA from Tachyglossus aculeatus (Australian echidna), 2290 nucleotides. RefSeq names its product tubulin tyrosine ligase like 1 (gene TTLL1). The transcript has 10 exons. NCBI's taxonomy places the organism in Eukaryota, Metazoa, Chordata, Mammalia, Monotremata, Tachyglossidae. Bases 88 to 1359 code for a protein of 423 amino acids. Gene Ontology annotation, biological process: microtubule cytoskeleton organization; protein polyglutamylation. The record is from RefSeq and is a predicted model, not a curated record. Gene Ontology annotation, cellular component: cilium. Gene Ontology annotation, molecular function: tubulin-glutamic acid ligase activity; tubulin binding.